AUGUCUACUGAGGCCAGUGGUUUAGUGCUAGAAAACACAUCUCGUAGAGAUGCUUUGAUUGCCAUUGAGAAGAAAUAUCAAAAGAUCUGGGCUGAAGAACAUCAAUUUGAAUUAGAUGCCCCAUCCAUUGACGAUGAACCUGUAACCAUGGAUUCUGAGGAAUUGCACCGCAAAUAUCCAAAAUUUAUGGCCUCUAUGGCUUACCCAUACAUGAACGGUGUUUUACAUGCCGGUCAUUGUUUUACUUUGUCCAAAGUUGAAUUCUCUGUAGGUUUCGAAAGAAUGAACGGUAAGAGAGCUUUAUUCCCAUUAGGUUUCCAUUGUACUGGUAUGCCUAUCUUAGCUUGUGCCGAUAAGUUAAAGAGAGAGGCUGAAUUAUUCGGUACUGACUAUAGCAAUGUUCCAGCUGAAGAUGCUGAAGAAGAAGUCAAACCAGAAAUUAAGGAAGAAGCUGUCGAUCCAACCAAGUUCAAGGCUAAGAAGUCUAAGGCUCAAGCUAAGAAGGGCCGUGGUAAGUACCAAUGUGAAAUCAUGAUGCAAUUAGGUAUUGCCAGGGAAGACGUCAUCAAGUUUGCUGAUGCUCAAUACUGGUUGACUUACUUCCCACCUCUAUGUCAAGAUGAUUGUACUUCCAUCGGUGCUCGUAUCGAUUGGAGACGUUCUUACAUCACCACCGAUGCUAACCCAUACUACGAUGCCUUUAUCAGAUGGCAAAUGAACAGAUUAAAGGGUCUAGGUAAGAUUAAGUUCGGUGAACGUUACACUAUUUACUCUGAAAAGGAUGGUCAACCAUGUAUGGAUCACGAUAGACAAUCUGGUGAAGGUGUCGCCCCACAAGAAUAUAUUGGUAUUAAGAUCGAAGCUACUGAAUUUGCUAAAGACGCUCAAGUAUUACUUGACGGUUGUGCUGCCAUUGACAAAUCCAAGAAACUUUACUUUAUUGCAGCAACUUUGAGACCAGAAACUAUGUAUGGUCAAACAUGUUGUUUUGUUUCUCCAACCAUCGAAUAUGGUAUCUUCGACAACGGUGACUCUUACUACAUUACCACUAAACGUGCUUUCAAGAACAUGUCCUUCCAAAAAUUAACCCCAACUAGAGGUUCAUACGAACCUAUUCUAACCAUUCCGGGUAAGGCCUUCAUUGGUUCUAAGAUUGAUGCUCCAUUAUCUGUUUACAAAGAUCUAAGAAUCCUACCUAUGGAAACUGUGAUUGCAACUAAGGGUACCGGUGUUGUGACAUGUGUUCCAAGUAACUCUCCAGAUGAUUACAUUACCACCAAGGAUUUGGCUCACAAGCCAGAAUAUUAUGGCAUCGAUCCAUCUUGGGUGAAACCACUUGAUGAAAUUGUUCCAUUGAUUAAGUCUCAAAAGCAUGGUGAAAUUAUCGCCAAGGCUCUUGUUGAAGAACUAAAGAUCCAAUCUCCAAAGGACAAGAAUGCUCUAGCUGAAGCCAAGAAGAUUGCAUACAAGGAAGAUUACUACGGUGGUGUAAUGAUAUAUGGUCCAUUCGCUGGUGAAAAGGUCGAAGUUGCUAAAAACAAGGUCAAGGAACAAAUGAUUGCUGACGGUCAUUGUUUCGUCUACAAUGAACCUGAAGGUGUUGUUAUGUCACGUUCUGGUGAUGAAUGUAUUGUCUCCCUAGAAGACCAAUGGUACUUGGAUUAUGGUGAAGAAACCUGGAAGGCUGAAGCUCUCGAAUGUCUAGAAGGUAUGGAAGUCUUCGCUCCUGAAGUUAAGAAUGCCUUUGAAGGUGUCUUGGACUGGUUAAAGAACUGGGCCGUUUCUCGUUCUUAUGGUCUAGGUACUAGAAUUCCAUGGGAUCCAAAGUACUUAGUUGAAUCUCUAUCUGAUUCCACCAUUUACCAAUGUUUCUACACAAUUGCCCACUUAUUAUUCAAGGAUUACUACGGUCAAGAAGUCGGACCUCUAAACAUUAAAGCUGAACAAAUGACUGAUGAAGUUUUCGAUUAUAUUUUCCAACAUACUGAUGAUGUUGAAACUGAUAUUCCAAUUAAGUCCCUACAAAAAAUGAGAAGAGAAUUCGAAUAUUUCUAUCCAUUGGAUGUUUCUAUCUCCGGUAAGGAUUUGAUUGGUAACCAUUUGACUUUCUUCAUUUAUAACCAUGUUGCUUUGUUCCCAAAGAAAUUCUGGCCAAAGGGUAUUAGAGCCAAUGGUCACUUGAUGUUGAACAAUGCUAAGAUGUCCAAGUCUACCGGUAACUUCAUGACUCUAAAACAAAUUGUCGAAAAGUUUGGUGCCGAUGCAUCUCGUAUUGCCCUUGCUGAUGCCGGUGAUACUGUUGAAGAUGCCAACUUUGAAGAAUCCAGUGCUAAUGCUGCCAUUUUAAGAUUAUUCAAUCUAAAGGAAUGGGCCGAAGAUAUCGUUAAGAACCAAGACACUUUGAGAACUGGUCCAAUUACUGACUUCUUCGAUGUUUCCUUCGAAAAUGAAAUGAACGUUUUGAUUGAAAAGACUCAUGAACAAUAUUCUUUGACCAACUACAAGAACGCUCUAAAAUAUGGUCUGUUUGAUUUCCAAACUGCUAGAGAUUAUUACCGUGAUUCUUGUGAAACCAUGCACAAGGAUUUGGUUCUACGUUAUAUCGAAUUCCAAGCUUUAGCUUUAGCCCCAAUUACUCCACAUUUCUGUGAAUACAUUUACCGUGAAGUUCUUGGUAAGUCUGGAUCCGUCCAAAACACUGCUUUCCCUCGCGCUUCUAAGCCAGUGGACAUGAAGGCUCUUGCUGCCUUAACUUAUGUCAGAGACUUGCAAAGAUCUAUCAGAGAAGCUGAAGGUCAAGCCUUAAAGAAGAAGAAGGGUAAAACAGCUGAUGUUGAUACUUCCAAGCCAAUCAAGCUAAGCAUUCUGAUCUCUGAGGACUUCCCAGAAUGGCAAUCCGACUGUGUCGAAGUCGUUAGAAAAUUGUUCGAAGAACAUACUCUAGAUGACAAUAAGAAGGUCAGGGAACAUAUUAAUCCAAAGGAGAUGAAGAGAGCUAUGCCAUUCAUUAACUUGUUGAAACAACGUCUAGCCGUUGAACCAGCAGAAGAUGUCUUAUCUAGAGAGAUUCAAUUCAAUGAAAUUGAAACCAUUAAGUCUACCAUUGAAUCUUUGAAGUCUGCCAGUCAAACUUUGAACACCACUGAAUUUUCUAUAAUAUCUUUCUCUCAAGGUGCUAAGACUGGUAAGGAUAUAUUUACUGGUGCUGAGGUUGAAUUAACUCAUCCGGCUAGAGUCAUUGACCGUGCUUUGCCAGGUAACCCAGGUGUUAUUUUCAGUAACAUCUAA
This is a messenger RNA of Maudiozyma barnettii, 3288 nucleotides long. It is a transcript of the gene CDC60, whose product is annotated as leucine--tRNA ligase CDC60. The transcript has a single exon. Gene Ontology annotation, molecular function: leucine-tRNA ligase activity; aminoacyl-tRNA deacylase activity; ATP binding. Gene Ontology annotation, biological process: leucyl-tRNA aminoacylation. The coding region runs from base 1 to 3288 and encodes 1095 amino acids. The record is from RefSeq and is a predicted model, not a curated record. NCBI's taxonomy places the organism in Eukaryota, Fungi, Ascomycota, Saccharomycetes, Saccharomycetales, Saccharomycetaceae.